ACACAGACGGGAAAUGUGUUUGAGUAAUUUUUAUUGUGGACACACUUGGAUCCAACAUGGUGUUCACUCUUCACCUAUGCUUCAUCACAACCAAUUCCUUGUGCAUGUUUAUCAUUUACACAUUUUUACCAACCCAUGCAUUCCCUGGGAAUUGAACCCAUGACCCUCUACCAAUUAAGCUAUACAGGAAAACUGUGACUGUUAUCAUCUAACAAUCACCCAUAAAAACAAACACAAAGGAUCUUAGAUUGUAAUCCCACUGUGUUGGUUGAGGAGUGACGGUUUAUAUUUCCAUUUCUUUGGAUUAUGAAGACAUUUUGAAGAACCUCUGGCCUCUUCAGUCUGGUGGCCAAAUUCAUCCUUCUUUUCUCUCUUUAUUGUUUAAUGUGUAAAUCAAACUGUGAGAGAAAAGAGACAAAAUUACGCCUUUUGUUACAAGAGUAAUAUUUUUGUUGGUGUUGUAUUGUAGACUAUUUUUAUGGAAUAUAGAGCUCUAUAUUUUCACGUGUGUGUUAUCAUCCUACUUGACUUUCCAUGUCUUCCGGCAUCUUUGUUUGCAGGCUAACGGGAGUGCUAUGAAAGCUGGCGGGAAUAGUAAACAUGCUUUCCUUGCUUUGCCUGCUUCUAAGAUCCCAGCUUUUAUACCUAGCUCAUGGAAACAUAGCUCAACCCAUGCUCCUUGUUCAAAUACUUCUAGGUUUACUAACCAAAUCUCUUCCUCUUCUUCCAAGUCUUCAAUCCCAUGUCUCAGUCUGAGCUGGCCCAGCUGUAGACCCGUCUCACCCUCACAGUCUCCCGGGCCUUCUCAGUGUUCUGAAGGUCAAAACCUAACCCUUCCUCCCCAGACUCAAAAUGGCCAGUCCUGCUCCUAUUCCUACUCAUCCUCUUCCUCCUCCUCCUCCUCUGUCUCUCCGAACUCUACUUCCUCCUCCUCGCCCCCUCCCUCUCCCUCUCACUCCCUCCUGUCUCCCACUGCCAUGUGCCGGGGAAGUCGAGCUGUACACUUGUCCAGCUUCUGCAGCCGCAGGUCUCUGAAGGCCAGCAGUGGCCAAGCCGCUAUCACACCAGCAUCCUUCACCGGGGACAUGGCAUGAGCUGCCCAUUUCUCUCUUUUGCUCUUUCUGUUUGCACUCAUUCAGGUGGGAUUUAAGGUGUUCUUCUGCAGGCCAUGUACUAAAACAAUGAUUUAGUUAUGCCGUGUAUUUGGGGUGGAUGUUAUUGUCGUUGUGCAUUUCCUCUGAAAUCCAGAAGUAGUUCAGAAUCUAGAGCCACAUAUGGUGCUUCUGAAUAAUGAACUUUGUUUUGGUUUAUGUGAGGGAUUAAACUUGACAGUGUUGGCUUUAUAUUUUAUAGACGUGCAUUUGUGUACUUACAUGAACUAUAUAAAACAUACAUUGCUAUUUUAUGGAAAGAAAAUUGAAUACAUGAUAUUUUCGUGUUUUUUAGUUUUAAUUAGCCAUAUAUAAUGCGGGUCCAAAUGUCUGAGAGCGCAAUGAUUAUUUUUAAACUGUCAUAUAUAUAUAUAUAUAUAUAUAUAUAUAUAUAUAUAUAUAUAUAUAUAUAUAUCCAAAUAAGGAAUAUAUAGGAUUCUGCUCUACUUCUAGGUCACUUGUCAAAGAAGCUAAUUUGUAUAUGUUUACAAAUGAUCAGCUGUUUUUGCUUCUCUUGAAGCAUAAGAUGCUUAUUGGAUCAUCUCAAAUCAUGCUAGACAUGUUUUACACAAAGCUAAAUUAUGUUGAUAAUAUCAUUUUAAAUGAUAACAUGUUGUAUUAAAUAUUAAAAAUGCAAAACAGAAGCAAUUUCACUAGAAGUGUCAGACUUUUGGAGCCCAAUGUAUGUCUGUAAGAAUUGGUUUAACAAGUCUGUGGUGAUUGAUUUGACAGUUUGAAAGAGAUUUAACCAAAUUUAAUCAGGGCACUGCCUGUUUUAACUAACAAUAUGCAGUUCAUAGUGCAUUUUUCAUUAAAAAAAAAUAAAAGUGUUGUUCAUUUAAAGACUCAAAAACAAGUGUAUAUAGUGUGAGUGGAUGUUAUACAACCAUUUUGGUGUUUCUGUAGCCUAGCUUUGUGUUACACCAUUCUUGUACUCCUUUAAAAAGCUCAUGACAAAUGCCAAAAUAACAGUGAUUUACAUGCUGAAACAUUAAAUGUUAGACUCGAAAAUACUGGCUAUGAAUAAUUGCCAAAUUUUACUCCUAUGCAUGCUUUUCAGAUGUUUAACCAUGGAUGAUGCAAAGGUAAAUGCUGUAAAUAUUACCUCUGAUUUUGUAAUACUGUAUAAAUUGUACAAAAAAAAUGUUUGGAAGAAAAAGCUUGCCACAGAUGAUUAUCGAAUAAAGGGCUUCCAGUGUAUUGUCA
Ctenopharyngodon idella (grass carp) is the source of this 2357-nucleotide messenger RNA. RefSeq names its product putative protein TPRXL. The transcript has a single exon. NCBI's taxonomy places the organism in Eukaryota, Metazoa, Chordata, Actinopteri, Cypriniformes, Xenocyprididae. The record is from RefSeq and is a predicted model, not a curated record. Bases 576 to 1094 code for a protein of 172 amino acids.